This is a messenger RNA of Gordionus sp. m RMFG-2023, 977 nucleotides long. RefSeq lists its product as uncharacterized. NCBI's taxonomy places the organism in Eukaryota, Metazoa, Nematomorpha, Gordioida, Chordodea, Parachordodidae. Bases 112 to 786 code for a protein of 224 amino acids. The transcript has 2 exons. The record is from RefSeq and is a predicted model, not a curated record. Gene Ontology annotation, cellular component: mitochondrion.
UAAAUCAAUAUUUUCAUUCCGAUCUAUCUUACCAUAUGGUAUUCUACCAUUUUAUUUAUCAUUAAAAAUAUGCAAUUACUAUUGAUCAUAUUUAAUCUGUACAGAUAAAUAAUGGUUUUAUCCCAUAUUUAUUAUUGGGUCAAGCUGAACUUUGCUUUCCCUGAAUAUGCACCAGAUUUAGGUGGUGGAAUUAUGUUUGACCCACUUUUUGGGUUUCAAGGUUCCAUAUCUCAUGAAGAAUACAAAAGAUCUCUUAAAAGACAUGAUGACCAUCAUCAAAUUCAUCAAAAUCUACAAUAUAUGACUAAGGAAAAUCUUGAUGAAAACCAUUUUGACAAUGAUGCCAACAGGGUAGAAUUUUGUGAAACUAGCAUUAUCCAAGACCGUGGUUCAAAUACCAGAGGCAGUCUACUUUUGGCUAACAUCAACCCUAUGGCAGUUUUGCCUAUCUCUUGGAGAUUUCCCAAGGGUGAAUCUGCCCCUGAAUACAAGCCCACACCAAGACCCCUCAAAAGGGAACCCCCUUCAAGGAGGAACAUUGAAGAUGCCCAUUUAACAACUAAGGCCAAAGAUUAUUGUGCUAACUUUAUGAUAGCAUUCCAACAGUGCCGGACAGAUCAUUAUCCACGCUUCAACAAGGCCUGCAAACCUAUAUUUAAGGAAUUAUCACAUUGUACUUAUGAGGACUACAUUGAUAGGCUCAAGGAGUUUGAGAGAGAGCGACGGUUGAUAGAAAGGGAGAAUAGGAUACUUGAGAAGGAUAGAAAAGAGGGCAUGGAUUCUUAAAAGAAUAAGAUUCUUAAAGAAAAUUUUUUUAUGAAAAUAGUACUUAUAUUUUUUCAUGUUAAGUAAAUAUAUUUUAAAUAUAUAUAUAAACACAUUUUAUUUGUCAAUUAUUGUGCAUUGUGGUUUUUAAAUAUAUAUAUAAACACAUUUUAUUUGUCAAUUAUUGUGCAUUGUGGUUUUUAAAUACAAAU